This is a messenger RNA of Auxenochlorella protothecoides, 1176 nucleotides long. RefSeq lists its product as hypothetical. The transcript has 8 exons. Lineage: Eukaryota; Viridiplantae; Chlorophyta; Trebouxiophyceae; Chlorellales; Chlorellaceae. The record is from RefSeq and is a predicted model, not a curated record. Bases 1 to 1176 code for a protein of 391 amino acids.
AUGACGGGCACCACACUUGUCGAAACUCGGGAAGGAGAGCACCCCGAGGCGACACCCAGCGGCCCCGUGGAGCAGCACACCUACUUGCCAUUCCAUAUUCGGUUUGAUGGGAAGGAUCGACACAUCUUCGAGCCCCUCCUGCUCCUGUUGGAUGGAAGACACGGCUCUGAGGCCAUCUCCAAGCAGCUGGCCCCCAUCAUCAUGCCAGGGCUGCAGACCAACGAUGGCCUGCAGGGACACGGCUCUGAGGCCAUCUCCAAGCAGCUGGCCCCCAUCAUCAUGCCAGGGCUGCAGACCAACGAUGGCCUGCAGGGAUAUCUGGAGAUUUCGCUCACGGUGCCCCUGGGUAGCAAAGUGUUCGUGGACCGGGUGGUCUGGGACAUGCGCGCCGCCGUCGAUGAGAGCAACAUCUAUGCCAGCACAGUGGCUGGGGAUCUGGGCUUGCCCUGGGUGUCCGCUGCCGUCAUCUCCAAGCGGCUGAAAGAGAUCUUGGACCAGGUGUGGAAGGACGAGCAUUUGAUGGCCAACGAGGGGCGGCUGGUGACCCCCCUCAUCUCGUCAGUGCUCUACCUCACUGGCACAGCACAGAACCCCCAGCGCCAAGGGCCAACUGUCAUCCUGGACCAGAGGUUUGAUGCCGAGCUGGGAGCGGUGACCCCGCCCAGUCCCGCCUGGAGCACGCUCUCCUUCCCCCUGGCGGGCAACUACUGCCUCUUUGAUGGCGCGCUGGGUCACGGCGUGCUGGACGCCGGGGACGAAGCGGAGAUGCGGGCCACUCUCUUAAUCAACUGGUGGCAGCACCGGCCGGAGGCGGUGGGGCGAGCGCCGCUCAUGCCUGCGCAGGCCGAAGCGGCCGAGGGCGGUAACGCCGGGCUUGGCAGCGAUGCCAGACGGAAGCUGGCCGACCUUUGUCUUGGGGAGCGCGCUCUUCCCAUCCCCAGCAUUGCCGUGGACGCCGCCAGGCUGGCAGGGGAGGACGACAUGCUCCUGCCGGACAAUCUUCUUGCGGAGAAUGGGGUCGCACUGCAUGGGCCGGGUGCCGUGCAUGCGGUGACCUUUCACCACCAGGGCCUCAGCCUUUGUCCCAUUGAUGGUGGGGAAGGACUGAGCAUCGCUGCCGCGCUGGUCCUGGCUCAGGAUGGGGAGAGCAGCUCUGAGAGUGGGGACGAGGAAUAG